AUUCUUCCAGGUCAGCUCGCUAACCGGGUCCCUGACGCUGUGUCUGGUGCGGUGCUUCCUGCGGUCGCAGUUCCCUCGCAAGUCGCGGUUCCGCUCCUACCCUCCAAUUCGGCUCCUGCUGGUGAGUAUUCUGCUUUUGCCGGAUCAGAAUCAGGGGGCGCUGGCGCAC
This is a messenger RNA of Pelobates cultripes (western spadefoot toad), 169 nucleotides long. The record is from the annotation of a GenBank genome assembly. Lineage: Eukaryota; Metazoa; Chordata; Amphibia; Anura; Pelobatidae.